AUGGCGAAAGUCCUGACUGCAGGCGAGGCAGUCGCCCGCAUCGCCUACCUCUCCUCCGACGCCAUUGUAUCCGUCCAGCCCUCCCUCGCCCAACCCUCCGAAUUCUCCAAAUUCCUCAAGCAGUAUGCGGGCAACAAAGCCUCCAGCAUAAUCUGCCCGACUGUGCCCGACGUCUUUCCAGUCCGCCACGAUAAUGACCCGUUACUCGACGUAUACUCGAGAGUGCGAAGUGGGAACAUUACAACCGUUACCACAAGCAGCGAUGUGCUGCUCAGAAGUAUCCCGCACCUGUACCGCUUGGCCCAGUAUCCCGUAGUCAUCCACGUCAGUCUCCACCCGAGUGGAUAUCCAGACUAUGGCGAUAUCACGAGCAUCCGAAAUACUGGCUUCUCGUUCCUUCAGAGUACUACUCUGCAGGAGGCCCAGGAUCUCGCAAUUACAGCACAUGCCCUGGCCAUCAGGUCGGGCAAGGGAGUGGUACAUUUCUUUGAUGUCGCAAACACCACGCAGGACCAGCCCAUCGCCGGCGAAAGCCGCGAGCUGGUGGCCGAAGUUUUGAAUGUGGGUGCUGCAAAGCAAAUCCGGGCGACGAAGAGCGAGGAGACUGGUAUCUAUGUCAACGAGCAUCUUGCACCCAAGGUCAGCGGUCUUGAGUUGCGUGGGAAGGCAGCAUCAGCCACAAAAGACGCUGUUACAAACGCUGAGUCCGGAGCCCAGGAUGCUUCUUCGCCAUCCUCUUCUUCGUCAGAGCGGAAGAAUAGCAGUUCCGGCGCGUCUGAGGCAGAAUCAGCCACUACUGUUGAUACGCAGCCGAAGCCGGUGAGAUCGGAGGAAAUUGAUACAAUCUGUGCCAGCAUCUGGGAACAAAUAGAGGCCAGAACUGGACGAAAGUACAGCGCUUUCAAUUACACUGGACCACCAAACGCCGAGAAUGUGCUCUUCCUGUUUGGAAGUGACCCAGGACUUUUCAGCGCCGAGUUUGACGCGGCUUCCAAGGCCGACUUCUUCGCUGGAGUAGGCUUAAUCACACCUGUUCUGUACAGACCUUGGCUUUCAGAGCGACUCGCGAGCAGUCUGCCAAAGUCCGUCAAGAGAAUAGCGGUUCUCGAGCAGAUCAAGAGGAAGACCACAAAAUGGGGCCCGAUCCUGUUGGAUCUGCUGAUGUCCCUCAAAGCAGGCGCUUCAGGUGCAUCGCCACUCAUUGUUGGUUAUCAGCUGGGAUACAUUGAGUACACGACAGUCACACAGGCUCUGAGCGGCAUCUUCCAGAACCUCAUCUCCAAGAGCCCCAUUCAGAAUCUUGGAAUCGGUGCCCACGACGGUCCAGCCAAGCCGGAACUGCAGGUGAAGCAGCCUGCAUUGGAGAAUGCAUACAUGAAGAUCUUGGAUCAGCUCUUUGGGCAACGACUGUACAUUGCGAAUGCUCUCAAGUCGAGCAACGCUGGCAUUAACGAUACGAUCAAAGCCAGUCCAGAGUUUGGCUUCGGUUCACUUCUGGCCAGGAAAGAGCACAGGAAGCGAUUUGUCUCUGAAGUUCAGGCAGCGGCCAAGAGCAGAGACUUUGCGACAGACGCCCCUCUCAAGUGGCUGUCUCAGUGGGCUUUGGAGGCAGAGAAUGCCGACAAGGCCAACAAGCUUGCUCCAGAGGUCCUGUCCCGUCUGCAGCAUGACGGCUCGCCAGCUGCUGCCAAGCUGCUCCGCUCAAAGGGACUUUUCUUCCAGGAAUCUCAAUGGCUUGUUGGCAGCGAUGCUUGGGCAUACGACCUAGGCAACAGCGGUGUUCACCACGUCCUUGCAAGCGGCGAGAACAUCAACAUGCUGAUCAUCGACUCGACACCAUACAGCGAGCGUGCAGCUGCCGAUGCCGCACGGAGAAAGAAGGAUAUCGGACUAUACGCCAUGAACUUCGGCAAUGCAUACGUGGCCAGCACAGCUGUCUACAGCAGCUACACUCAAGUGCUGCAGGCGAUGAUGGAGGCCGAGUCUUUCAAUGGUCCCUCCGUCCUUCUUGCCUACCUGCCUUACAACCACGAAAACGACAAUCCAAUUACCGUGCUCCAAGAGACCAAAAAGGCUGUCGACCUCGGUUACUGGCCACUGUAUAGAUGGGAUCCCAAGGCUGAGGAUCGCGGUGAGGAGACAUUCAAGCUGGACUCCGAACGCAUCAAGGAGGAGCUCAAGGAGUUCUUGAGGAGAGACAACUACCUGACGCAGCUCAUGAGGCGCCACCCACAGUUCCACGCAAACCUGUCGGAGUCGUAUGGCUCGGAAGUCCGCAAGGUGCAGAAGCGCAAGGCCAAGGAUGCAUAUGAGGCUCUACUUGAGGGUCUUCAAGGAGCUCCCAUGACAGUCCUGUUCGCCUCCGACAAUGGUAAUGCCGAGAGUCUCGCCAAGAGACUGGCAAACCGCGGCAAGGCUCGUGGCCUGAAGACUAUGGUGAUGGCCAUGGACGACUACCCGCUCGAGGAUCUGGGAAAUGAGGAAAAUGUCGUCCUCAUCUCGUCAACUGCCGGUCAAGGAGAGUUUCCACAGAAUGGCCGCAAUUUCUGGGAAGGUGUCAAGAACUCGACCGACCUGGAUCUUGCAGGUGUCAAGUAUGCAGUCUUCGCGCUCGGCGACUCGCACUACUGGCCACGCAAGGAGGACAAGCACUACUACAACAAGCCUGGCAAGGACCUUCACGCACGUCUCGCUGCACUGGGCGCCGAGCAGCUGGUUGACUGCGGUCUUGGUGAUGAUCAAGAUCCUGAUGCAUACCAAACUGGCUACCAGGAGUGGGAGCCCAAGCUCUGGGAUGCCCUCGGCGUGGGCAAUGUCCAAGGCCUUCCAGAGGAGCCACCGCCAAUGACCAACGAAGAUAUCAAGAUCCAGUCCAACUACCUUCGCGGAACCAUUGUGGAAGGUCUUGAGGAUCAGUCGACCGGUGCGAUCAGUGCCGCCGAUCAGCAGCUCACCAAAUUCCACGGUACAUACAUGCAAGAUGACCGUGACCUGCGUGAUGAGCGCAAGGCACAGGGUCUUGAGCCUGCCUACAGCUUCAUGAUUCGAUGCAGGCUCCCCGGUGGUGUCGCGGCCCCAAAGCAAUGGGUGCAGAUGGACGACAUUGCCUCAAGCUUGGGCAACGAGACAAUGAAGCUGACCACUCGACAGACGUUCCAGUUCCACGGUGUCGUGAAGGCGAAGCUGAAGCCUGCUAUGCAGGCCAUCAACCGGUCCCUUAUGACAACCAUCGCAGCUUGCGGCGAUGUCAACCGAAACGUCAUGUGCUCGUCGCUGCCUACCAUGAGCAACCUGCACAAGGAGGCACAUGCUGUCGCCCAGCGCAUUUCAGACCACCUCCUCCCAAGCACCACCGCGUACCACGAAAUCUGGCUCAAGGGUAUGGAUGGCGAGAAGGAUACCCAGGUUGGCGGUGGCGCUGUCCAGGACUUCGAGCCUCUCUACGGACCAACUUACCUGCCACGAAAGUUCAAGAUCACCAUUGCCGUUCCUCCGCACAACGAUACUGAUGUUUACGCCCACGAUAUCGGUCUAAUCGCGAUUCGCGACUCCAAUGGCGGCUUGAAGGGCUUCAAUAUUCUCGCUGGUGGUGGUAUGGGUGCUACUCACAACAUGAAGAAGACCUACCCCCAGAUUGGCCGCAUGUUCGGAUAUGUGGACAAGGAUGAAGCACACAUCGUCUGCGAGAAGAUCAUGCUGGUUCAGCGCGACAACGGCGACCGCAAGAACCGCAAGCACGCUCGUCUGAAGUAUACCAUCGACGAUAUGAGUGUCGAGGUCUUCCGCGCCGAAGUUGAGAAGCUGUGGGGAAAGACCUUCCAGGAACCACAACCCUUCAAGUUUGAGUCGAAUGUUGACAGCUUCGGCUGGCUGAAGGACGAGAAUGGACUGAACCACUUCACCAUGUUCAUCGAGAACGGUCGUAUCGAGGACACUGCCGACUUUAAGAUGAAGACUGGGCUUCGCGAGAUCGCCCAGCACCACAAGGGUGAGUUCCGACUUACUGGUAACCAGCACUUGAUCCUCUCCAACGUCACGGAUGAAGAUUUGCCAAAGAUGAAGGAGUUGCUUGCCAAGUACAAGCUCGACAACACCAACUUCUCCGGUCUCCGACUCUCCUCGUCGGCUUGUGUUGCAUUCCCAACCUGUGGUCUCGCCAUGGCUGAGUCGGAGCGCUACCUUCCAGAGCUCAUUACCAAGCUCGAAGGAACUCUCGAGGAGAACGGCCUUGCUCAGAGCAGUAUUGUCAUGCGUAUGACCGGUUGUCCCAAUGGCUGUGCACGACCGUGGUUGGCCGAGGUCGCUUUUGUCGGCAAAGCUUUUGGUGCUUACAACAUGUACCUCGGAGGUGGAUACCAUGGCAACCGCCUCAACAAGCUGUACCGAAGUAGCAUCAAGGAGGACGAGAUUUUGGCUAUCAUGAAGCCUUUGCUCAAGAGAUACUCGCUUGAACGCAAGGAUGGCGAGCGUUUUGGUGACUUUGUGAUUCGCGCUGGUGUUAUUGUUGAGACUAAGGAGGGUCGCGAUUUCCAUGAUAAUACUGCCGAAGUCGAAGAGGACGACGAGUAAUAACUUCUGAAUUCGUCAUUUCAGCAUCGCUGGGUUGAGGGUGCAUAGCAUAGCAUAGCAUAGCGUUGGCGUUGGGGUGCGUGCAUAUCUGGAUUGCCGCUGCAGUCUGGUUCCAUUUAUUCCUACCGAAAAGCAUUGAGAACUUGUACAUAUGGUUGCGAUGUAACAUGAAUAGUCUCAAAUUGAAGCUAAGCCUC
Messenger RNA from Pseudocercospora fijiensis CIRAD86, 4766 nucleotides. RefSeq lists its product as uncharacterized. Gene Ontology annotation, molecular function: sulfite reductase (NADPH) activity; 4 iron, 4 sulfur cluster binding; heme binding. Gene Ontology annotation, biological process: sulfate assimilation; amino acid biosynthetic process. NCBI's taxonomy places the organism in Eukaryota, Fungi, Ascomycota, Dothideomycetes, Mycosphaerellales, Mycosphaerellaceae. Gene Ontology annotation, cellular component: sulfite reductase complex (NADPH). Bases 1 to 4569 code for a protein of 1522 amino acids. The record is from RefSeq and is a predicted model, not a curated record. The transcript is spliced from 3 exons.